Messenger RNA from Rhodofomes roseus, 1391 nucleotides. RefSeq lists its product as uncharacterized. NCBI's taxonomy places the organism in Eukaryota, Fungi, Basidiomycota, Agaricomycetes, Polyporales, Fomitopsidaceae. The record is from RefSeq and is a predicted model, not a curated record. The transcript is spliced from 3 exons. The coding region runs from base 263 to 1330 and encodes 355 amino acids.
ACAAAGCAGACAACGGUUACUGUCGAUUUCUUGAAGCAUGACAACCGAUUCGUUGGCUUGGCACUGUGGCCGCUAGUAACAAAGCGGGUCCUGGGCCACACUCAUCUUCAGGGGCUUCGUGUGCCCGCCGCGGCUACGGUGGCACAAGUGGCCCUUAAGAGUAUAUAAUGAGUAGCGAAUCUACCAGUCUUUCUGCUGGACCAUCCUCCGCUAUCUCCUGCCCCAUAUCUCCAAAUCCCCGACCUCGUUACACAGUUCCACUAUGGGUGGCAGCCGACGACGCAAUGACAAUGUUCUCAACAGCAACCGCGAGAUGGACGGCAAGUUGGAGAGGCAGCUAGAGGCCUUGAAGCAGUACACCCCCGAACAGCUGGCCUACAUGACCAUCUCGGUCACUCCUAACCAGCAAGGAAUCCACAUCCGCUGGCACGAUGAAGCUCAGAUAGCCCAAGAAAUGCCCGCGACGUUUCUUCUUUCGCUCAUGGGACAAGGACCCGCCUCGCAGCAAGAUGCUCACCCGCUCGCGAUCGAGGGGGCUGACGCUGCGAUUGCACAAGCCUUCGAUGGCAGCGACGAAGCCAGUCAGGACGACGAGGAGGAGGAACAAGUCGAAGACAUCGACAUCCGCGAACUGGCGCGCUACCGAAGCCCCACGGAGCCCAUACCAGGCCACUAUGAUCCGUCGCCCUUGCGCCGUGGCAUGAGCGUCGACGCGGACGCGGAGAACGCGGCAUGGGCAGCGGAGGCGUGGAAACAACUUUGCGAACAGAAUGAAGGCGGUUACAACCAAUUCAUGAAAGCGGAGGAAGACGGUGUCUUCGAUGGGUUCCCAAACCUAUCGCCGGGCUCGGACGCGGGUCUGGCCUCAGACUAUGCACACUCACAAGCAGGGGACGAGGCAGGAUAUGACAACGGGACGGAAGGGUCAGAGGGCUGGCAGAGUAGGGAAUCAACUCCGCAAUACGCACAAUCGCCCUCGCAAUAUGCGCAGACAGGCCAGCAACACGCUCAAGCUGUGCCGCAGCACGUACGGGCCUUCCACCAGUUCGCGCGACGUGCAGCCUCCUUUCCUUGUCAGAACUCCCCCCGUCCCUUCUACGCUUACACUCCUCCUCCUGUGUGGGGAAUGGUCCCCGUGUUCCGACCGAGCCCUUCCGUCCGGGGGUACCGCGAGUUGCAAAGGGCUCACCCAACGCCGAACUACGCGCAGGGCGCGGGACAGACAGAUUCCAGUUCCGGAAUCUAUUCCAGUCAAUAUGUCAACGGGCCGGCACAGCCUAACUUUGUGCAGGGCUCCUCAAGCGGGCAGGCUCGUCGGCGUAACUACUAGACCCUUCAAAUUCUGAACUGCUGCCAGAACCUGUAGCAUGAUGGACGUUCGGGCUCGUCCG